Messenger RNA from Chelonia mydas (Green sea turtle), 4570 nucleotides. It is a transcript of the gene C2H8orf82, whose product is annotated as chromosome 2 C8orf82 homolog. Lineage: Eukaryota; Metazoa; Chordata; Testudines; Cheloniidae. The transcript is spliced from 3 exons. The record is from RefSeq and is a predicted model, not a curated record. The coding region runs from base 117 to 755 and encodes 212 amino acids.
GCCGGCCGGGCCUGGGGAGGGAGCCCGGGCCCGGAACGCGAGCGCAGGGCCCGGGGCCGGGGAGCGGCUGCGCGGCCGGACCCGCCGCUCCCGGGUAACCGCGGCCGGCCCCGGCCAUGAGGCUGCUCCGCGGCGGGCUCCGCUUCCUGCUCCGGCCCGGCGGCUGCCCCGGGCCCGCGGGCCCCGCCGCCUACACGCAGGGCCAGAGCCCCUCGCCCCGCGCCCGGGAGUAUUUCUACUACGUCGACCACCAGGGCCAGCUUUUCCUGGACGAUGCCAAAGUGAAGAACUUCAUCACCUGUUUUAAAGAUAAGAAGUUCCUCGCCUUCUUCUUCAAACAACUGCAGCUGAACCGGAGUGGGCGCUACCAGGACGCCUUCCCCUACCUCUCCCCCUGCGGCCGAGAGCACAACUUCGUGCGCUGCGACGACCGCCCCAUCGUCUUCACCCACCUGCUGCGGGGCCAGGCGGGCGAGGAGCUGCUCUCCUACUGCGGUGGCGGAGACAGGCUGGUGGUCAGCUUCGAGCCGGAGAAGCUAGUGAUGUUCCCCGAGAACGGGCGUGUCUACCACCCGGCCCCGCAGAAAGCCGGCGGCGUGGGGCUGGUGAAAUCAGCCCUGGCCUUCGAGCUGAGCCCCUGCUUUGAGUACAGCCGGGGUGCCGGCGGGCCCCCCACCCACUUCCACUGGCAGGGCAAGCGCUGCACCCUCACCAACGAGCUGGUUCAGCUGAUCCGCUCGAGCAGCAGUGCCUGAGCCAGGGCGUCGCCCGUGAGGCUGACUGGCCCAGAGCUUGGCCCUCUGCAGCUAUGCUGGGUGCUUCCCAACAGCCUGAGGACAGCACCUCCCUGGCGCUCACUGGAGCAGGUCGCACCCAGCCCCCUCUCUGCAGCCCACCCCUGGCUGCCCUGCCAUACGUAGGCCACCUUGGGCCAAGCAGCCCUGGGGUUGGCUGCUUGCAGGGCCUCCAUGGGCCUCUUCUCCAACCGGGGUGUGGGUGCCCUCGAACCCCAUGGGCUGCACGUAAGGCUCUAGGUUGGGCUGGGCGGCCCUGACCUCCGACAGCCACCUGUUAGUGGGAGCAGAAGCUCUUGUCCCCUCUGGUCCAAGCAGAUGGCCAAGCCGGAGAUGAACGGAGCCCCUGGUUUGCCAUUGUGUGGGGAGCUGGGCUGGGAUUCUGUCCCUGGAGAGCAGCGUGGGGUGGGGCAGACCCAGAAUCCAUGAUUCCUUCACCUGUGGCCCUACAAACUCCACAGCCCAGGGCCCCUCUCCUCCCUCAGCCCCUCUCCUCUCUCACCCCCUCCCCAUUUUAAGGAUCUGCGAAUUCAGUGUGGGCCUGGGGCCUGCUGCGUUGCUUGGUGCUCAGUGUGUCUGCCCUUCCUCAGCGCAGAAAGCGGUGAGCGCUGUGGGGAAAGAGCCCGCUGAUUGACUCUCCCCCACCACCACCACACACACCCCCCACGCCAAGAUCAGAUUUGCCCUGCCCCUCCUGCCUGUCCAUAGCAGGAGAGGCUGCUGGGAGUGGAAGGAGAGAAUUGGCAAGAUUAGCCUCCGUGCCCCCAGCCGGGUGCCCGCGCCCCAUUGCCCUGCUCGGCGGCUUCUCGCCAUGCUGAGCCAUGGGGCCCGUGGUGCUUUGUGCUGGUACAGAUCCCCGCCUAGGCAGGCUCCUCUGAGCUCCUGGGUGGGUGAGUGGGGCGGCUCGUGGGAGCCCAGCGGCGCUCGCAGCAAGGCUCCGGCAUGUUUAUCUCUGGCACGCUCUGAACCGGGAGGGCUGGGAUUAGUCAGGGGAACCAGGAGCUUAAACUGCCAUAAAAACAGUGUUUAAAAAACUCUCUGCUGUUUCAUAACUGCGCGCUGCAGAUAACCCACUUUCUGAGAGGGGAAAUUGCCUGACCCGCCCAGCUCCCCCGGCCACAGCUUGUUACUGGGGAGACACAGGGGCAGUGGGGAGGACUCACACCACAGCCUGGGACCUCUAGAAACCUGGUUCCAGUUCUGACUCAGUUUCCAGCCAGCAGCUAUUCUCAGUCAGCCGCAGUCACAGUUUGCCAUCUCUGCUCCCAAGAGGCUCGGGAAUGGGGGGCGGGGGGGUGAGGACUUAGGGGCACCUGCAGAGCAGUGGGGCUGAGUGUGGGGCUGGAAUGGGGUGGGGGUUGGGGGUGUCUGCAGAGCAGUGGGGCUGAGUGCGGGGCUGGAAUGGGAGGGUCUGCAGGGCUGAGUGCGGUGCUGGAAUGGGGGGGGUUGGGGGCGUCUGCAGAGCAGUGGGGCUGAGUGCGGGGCUGGAAUGGGAGGGUCUGCAGGGCUGAGUGUGGGGCUGGAAUGGGGGGGGGACUAUGGGUCAGGAUUGGUCUGCUGAAGGAAUCUUUACCGGCCCAGCAAUGUCAGUUUGGAGUGUGAAAACCCCACCCUCCGAGCCCCCGGAGCCGUGCUAGCAAAAGCCCCAGGCUAGGCACGGCCAAACCAACCAAAAAGCCCCCUUGCCGAGGUCUGUUCCGUGUGGGGAGCCGGGUUAAGCUAGACUGACAGAAGCACUCCCACGAGGGGGGGUUGCCUGUAGAGAUCAUCUGCUCUGGCAAACCCGUCCUGGUGUGGACCAGACCCCCUGAGCUGCAGCUGCCGGGCUGCACUAGACUGGGGUGAGGGUCGGGGGUGGAGGGGCGGCAGGGCAGGACUGAGGUGCCUGCGUGAUGGAGAAUCUUUAGCCAGUGCUGCCCAGAGCCCCAGGCCACUCAGUGAGAAGGGAAGGGUCUCCCCUGGGAAGGCGUUAACCUGCCCACUGGGGAUCAGCACCCCAAGCCCACUAGCCCCCUGAGGUAACUACCAAGCUUCACUUGACCCCAGGGCCUGCGGAUCCCCCUCCCUGCCUCAGAGUGCCAGGCUGCAGACUUGGGCCUCCCCAUGGGGCUGACGGUGAUUGUGAUGCCCCUUGCCACCCUCUGCUGGCUUCCACCCCAGCCCCAAGUACUGCCCGUAAACGAGAGGCCGUUCUUAUCUGGCUGGCCACUUUGACGGGAGGGCUCGAUGCGCUGCCCCGAGGGCCGCUAACCCAGCCGCUAAAUAAAUGCUGGGUCGAUCCCACCCAGAUGCCUUUUAAUGGGCCCAUCCUGCCAUCCUUCAAGCUGGCAAAACUCCCAUCAGCCUCUGGGCUUUUGUUGAUCUCUGGCCCAGGGCGUUUCCUGUUUGGGGGCUUAGGCUCCCAGCCCGCUGCCCACGCGCUGCUCACACCACAGAUCCUGGCUGCCUUAUGGGUGUGAUCGACACCAGCAGGCCGAGGUCUCGUGCCGGCCCGCCCCGGGGGUUGAAUCUACCCUCUGCUGCCCCAGCACAGAGCACGGGCGGGUUCCCUGCCAAAAGCCAUCAACGCGCAAGGUCGCUGAGCUGCUCAGACCUCCUCUUAAAAGGCUUUUUUCCCAGGGACUUAAUGCUCCCUGACAGCUUUUGAGCGGGACCCUAACCUUAGCCAGGAUGCACUGCCCCUGGCAUCUGUUAGCAGCAGCUGGCCCAGAAAGCCUCUCUCACAAUCCUCAGAGCCUAUUUUUAGACAGCCUGAAGGUUUUCGGGUUCUGUUACUGCUUGGCGGCAGCAAGGGGUCAGAGGGGCAUUUCCCGGAGUUAGCAUGAAUGGGGUGGGAAGGACCAGCAACCGCAGUCUGGGAUCGAUGAGCACAAGGGGCUUGAGCUCCUUUCCAUGGGAUUGCAUAAGCUGACCCCUUGGCUGCCGGCUCGCCGGGGGAGUCAGGCUGCCGGGUUCUCUGCCGAGUAAAUAUCACUAGUUGCCUCACCUGGAAUUUUCAAGCGUCUGCUGAUAGUAGGUGCCUCUGUUUUUGGUAUCCAGGUUGAGGCCCCCUCCAGCCUGCUACUUUAGAGGGGCUGAGCCCCCCCAGCUCAGUGGAUGGGGUGGGUGUUCAGCACCUUUAAAAAUGCCUCACGCUGGGCACCCAGAACCAGAGGGCCCUUGUGAAUGUGUGGCCCUUUGCUGCCCGGUGCCUCCCUUUCCCCCGUUGUGAAACUGGGCCAGUGCUGUCGACCUUUGUGAGGUGCCCUGAGAUCUCGUUGUGCAAAGCACCCGCUGAGGGCCAAGCCGUCUGGAGUCCUUGGGCCGUGUCGUUGUUGAACCGGCCGCUGUCCGCUGGGGGGACUAGGCCCUAGGCACCAGGACGGCAGCAGUCAAGUCGUCAGUGAGUUGCGUCUGUUCCCCUCUGGAACAGGCCUCCCUCCGAGUGGGUGGAUGCUCUCAGCCUUUGGCAAAGCCUGUCCCUUGAUUUUGAUUCCUCUGAGUGAAAAGCCCAAGUGAGGAGAGGAUGGGGGAGGAGAAGUCACCCAGCAGAGUGCGUGGGGAUGAGCCAGCCAGGCUGCAUUGGUGUGGCCCGCGCAAGUCGGUCCGAGCGCCCCCUUCCCGAGCGGGGCUGGAUAAGCUGGAGUAUUGGAAUCGAUUGCUGUGUGCUGCAAACGGCUGCUCCACCCGGCUGCCACCUGACACCCACACCCCGUGUCCUGGCUGGGGUCUCUUUGAGAGGAACACUUUGGUGUUUUAUCUGUGACAGCCACUCAAUAAACAGAUGAUUGGCCGUG